AUGACCUCCAGAAGCCACAACUCCUUACCGAGAACUCUGAUGGCUCCACGAAUGCUUUCUGAAGGUGCCCUUGGGGGCAUCGCCCAAAUCACCCCCUCGCUGUACCUGAGCCGGGGCAGCGUCGCCUCCAACCGGCACCUGCUGCUCUCCCGGGGAAUCACCUGCAUAAUCAACGCGACCAUCGAGAUUCCCAAUUUUAACUGGCCCCAGUUUGAAUACGUGAAAGUGCCUUUGGCUGACAUGCCCAACGCCCCCAUCUCCCUGUACUUCGACAGCGUCGCCGACAAGAUCAACAGCGUGGCGCGGAAGCACGGGGCCACCUUAGUCCAUUGUGCCGCCGGCGUGAGCAGGUCGGCCACCCUCUGCAUCGCCUACCUGAUGAAGUACCACAAGGUGUCCCUCUUUGAGGCAUACAACUGGGUCAAAUCGAGACGCCCCGUUAUACGCCCCAACGUGGGCUUCUGGAGGCAACUGAUAGACUACGAGAGGAAGCUCUUUGGGAAGACGACGGUUAAAAUGGUACAGACACCCUAUGGCAUCAUCCCAGACGUUUACGAGAGAGAGAGGAGACCCCUGAUGCCUUACUGGGGAAUUUAAUGGGACUGCAGACAGGAAGCACAACAGAAGGGACGCGCUGAUUCCGAGUCGACCAAACGGGAGACAUUCCCUUCUCCUUCUACAGCCAACUUUGGUUCUUUACCAUACAGCAGAACCUCAACUACUUCUCACCUCACUAACCUGCAAGGCCAACGAUUCCCUUCAAAGCAUUUCUCUCUACAGGGAUUCCCCCAUCCGCAUUUCUCUGAUUUAGCAGAAUGAGGUCUCCUUCUAAGUUUAUUCCUUUCAUAAAGCCUCCCUCCCUUUUUCAGUGAGUUUAUUAGUAUCCUGUGCGGAAAGGCCUAACAGGCAUUGGGCAGAGUUCAUGAACAAAGUGCGCUUUGUGAUGCGGUAG
Molecule: messenger RNA, 952 nt
Organism: Leptosomus discolor (cuckoo roller)
Lineage: Eukaryota; Metazoa; Chordata; Aves; Leptosomiformes; Leptosomidae
Gene: DUSP14
Product: dual specificity phosphatase 14
Biological process (GO): protein dephosphorylation
Cellular component (GO): cytoplasm
Molecular function (GO): MAP kinase tyrosine/serine/threonine phosphatase activity
Source: RefSeq, a predicted model, not a curated record